This is a messenger RNA of Penicillium argentinense, 1479 nucleotides long. RefSeq names its product alpha/beta hydrolase. The transcript is spliced from 2 exons. The record is from RefSeq and is a predicted model, not a curated record. The coding region runs from base 1 to 1479 and encodes 492 amino acids. NCBI's taxonomy places the organism in Eukaryota, Fungi, Ascomycota, Eurotiomycetes, Eurotiales, Aspergillaceae. Gene Ontology annotation, molecular function: hydrolase activity.
AUGAGCUCGUUCAAGCACAAUAUCGGCCUUCUGAAGGCGUUGCUGGUCCGCAUCCCGCUGAUCCUGAAAACACUCUUUCUGCAUGAGGUUCACAUGUCCCCCGUGUCGGGGAAGCAAGAUCUACGCACCGAAUUGACUGUUGCAAUCAUUCGCUCGUUCAUGACGUUCAGUCAUUCCAUCACCAAGAUGCAGCAGAAUAGCAUGCGCGACCCCGGGAUCAAGGGUCCCAUGUGGGUGUCCAAGGUCGUUUUACCACAGCCCGAGUUCGACGUGCGCGAUGCAGUUCUGCGCGCAAUUGAGGACCUCAAAAUGGGUGACGAGACUUUUGAUAUACCUGCUAUCGGCUCUGUCGAGGCUGAAUGGACUGGGUAUCGAAGUGGAGUUGGGAAGAGUACUGCGCAACCUGAUCUCUCGGAGGCUGAGAAGUAUCGUGAGCUGAAAAAGGAGUCCUCGUCUGAUACGACAAUUCUGUUCUUCCACGGCGGUGCAUAUUUCCUGAUGGAUCCAUGCACUCACCGCGUGCCUGUCGCUCAUCUAUCACGCCUCACGGGUUCCCCGGUGCUCUCAGUCCGAUACCGACUGGCACCGCAAAAUCCAUUUCCAGCCGCAUUGGUUGAUGCAUUGACAGCCUACUUGUCUCUCAUUCAUCCGCCACCAGGCGCACUACACGAUCCUGUGCCAGCCCGCAAGAUCGUCAUCGCUGGUGACUCCGCCGGUGGAAACCUGUCUCUGGUGCUACUUCAGACACUACUUACCCUUCAACGUGCCUCCCGCUCAAUCAACUUCCAUGGAAAAGAAGUCCCCAUCGAGCUUCCUGCGGGCGUAGCCACCGUUUCGCCAUGGUGCGAUAUCUCGCGCGCCAUGCCAUCGAUCAUCCACAAUGCCAAAUUCGACUAUCUCGAUCUCCCCGCUCACACCAGAGAAGAUGUAGUCGAGUCGAAGCCGUUCACUCCGAUUCCAUUUCCGGCUGACGCAGCGUGGCCUGUAUCACCGCCGCGUAGUGAUAUGUACGUGAAUGCGAAAACGGUGCUACAUCCUCUCGUCUCGCCUCUUGCUGCAUCGCCGGAGCUUUGGAAGGGGGCGCCUCCGAUUUUUAUCUCGACUGGAGAGGAAUCAUUGACAGAUGAAGGCUUGAUCACAGCUCGCCGACUUCACGAGGCUGGCGUACCUGUUGUCGCAGAGCAAUUUGAGGGCAUGCCUCACUGCCACGGCUUUAUCAUGAUGUCUACGCCGGCGUCAAAACGAUUCUUUAAGACAAUGUCGGAGUUCUGUCGUAACGCCGGGACUGGAAGUGUUACGCCGACAGGGAACCUCACGUAUCUCGGCUUCAAGCUGCGCUCCACCCGCGAGAUUUCACUUGAGAAGAUUAGUAAUGUGAGUGAUGAAGAGGUCGAGGAACGAUUGCAGAGAAGUGCGAAAUGGCGUCUUGAUGGGGAGAUUGAGAUGCUCAAAUCCUCUCGUGAGUGGGCGCGGCUGUAA